CACUUGAACAACCAAGCUCAUACACACAAUCAGAGUCGUGUGUCGACGACUACCUAGAGCCUGACUCGAUAGCCGCUCAUAAUGUCAUCGAGAGACGAGAAAAGGCGAACAGUUCCGAAGUUUGGGUCUUUCAAACCGAGGGCCCCUGACAAGUCUGAAUCGGAGGCAUCGCCGGAGCUCUCUCAUCGAGUCACUGAGAAACAACCACGCGACUCGGAGAGGCCCAGAGAGAAAAGUAGUGGCCGAGAACGAUCCCGCCACCGCUCACGCCUUGAGCCCGACCCUGGCCGUAUCCUUUCCGCAGAACGAGCACCAAAGGAGAGGUCGAGACCGGAAGCUGCUGCCAAGAAUGAAAUAUUCACCAUUGACAAGCGUGGGGACCCUUUGAUCCUCAGAUACGGCAGUAAUGACCGCUCUCGCGUUCCUCCCUAUUACCGUUAUGGUUCGGGCAAGCUCCUGGGGUCCACCGGCCUGUUGCAUAUCCAUCGGGAGGGAGCUCGAGAGGAGUUUAGCAUCAGAGGUUAUCGCGAGGGGACCUCGGCCUUUCGAGACAAAAACGUCCUCUUGGCAAAGGCCGCCAAGACACGACCACGGCGCUUCAAGCGCUUGAUAGACCAGCCCUUACCUCCAGGGACCGAGGAUUUUAUAGCCCUGGGCCCUUCGAAGAAGCGAAAGCGUGGGGAAGAAGAACCGGAGUCGUCAUCGGAUGAGGAAGGACCUACUUACAGAUUGAUAGAGGGACCAGCAAAGGCUCACGAGGACUCUGACAGUGACUUCGAGACCGACAGCGACGCCUCCGAUUGUGGCAGGGAAGUGUAUUACAUUACUCCUGCGAAAAAGAAAUCCAUCGAGCUCUCGCGGAAUGUAAAGGAUCGCCCAGAUGAUGUCAACGCCUGGCUCGAACUUAUCCAUCUACAAGACGAACUCUUCCGGGAAAACGAGGAUGACGAUCACAUACGCACCAAGGAUGAGAUCAAAGGCCUCGCCAAUCUCAAGCUAUCGAUGUUUGAGAAGGCCCUUUCUAACGCCCGAACGUCUACUGAUCGGGAGGGACUGCUCGCUGGCCUGAUGCGCGAGGGAUCGAAGGUCUGGAGUCCCCAAGAGGUCGCAAAGCGAUGGGUCGGAGCAACCGACCACCAUCCCAUGAGCUAUAGGCUGUGGAGGGCUCGCAUGGACUUUGAGCUCUCGAAUCUGGCUACAUUCUCUUACGAGAAUAUCAGGCAGCUUUUCAUCGAUCGCUUGCUCUUCCUUGCGGAAACACUAGACAAGGCCCCAGACAAGGGAAAAGCCGAUGAUGUGGCGGACCAGGCCGUCUACGUAUUCCUCAGGCUGACUCGUUUCCUUCACGACUCCGGUUUCGUCGAUUUAGCCGUCGGGGCAUGGCAGGGGAUGCUGGAAUUGCACUUCGCCCGUCCGACGCUCGACGAAGACAGCAGGAGCGCCGCGAUGUCCUCACUUGCGGAAUUUUGGGACAGUGAAGCUCCCCGUAUUGGCGAGGUCGGCGCAGAGGGAUGGAGGAAGUUCGUCGAAGGAGGUGACAGUCUCGCGGAGCCGCCAGAGGCGAAACUACAUGACGCCCAAGCUCGGCCGCACACGAGGAAUGUCUACAAAGCAUGGGCUGCGGCCGAACGGCAACGGGGUCUGGAGGCGCGCAUGCCAGCUCGGAUUGCGGACGAAGGAAAUGAGGGUGACCCUUACCGGGUGGUCAUGUUCACCGACAUCGACCCCUUCCUACUCUUUUUCCCAUCCUCGCUUCUCCCCCAUAUCAGGGAUCAGCUCCUUGACGCUUACCUCUUGUUCUGUGGCUUGCCCCCGGCAUUUAUGUCCGGCGACAUUUUAAAAUCCGCCCUGAACGACUCCUUCGUCUACGGCGGCAGUCUGGACCUCAGGAGAGACCUAAAUAGAGGUUCUGAGCGAGUCGAUGUCCUAGAAGAAAGCCACCGACGGUCCCCGAGAUUCAGACAGGACGGCUCCCACAUGGCCAUCUCGUCUGACGUCCUAUUUUCGGGACCUAACUGGUUUUCAUACCUGAGGAGCUGGCGGGAACUGUACGACGAGCAAGACGAGUCGGUCGAGAGGUCUUCCGUCCUCAAUACGCUGCGGCAACUGGUUCGCGUCUUUGGCAUGGAGGAACUCGGCGAAUACUGUCUCGCCAUGCAAUGGUUGGAAGAACCUCUCGGUGCGAAGAAAGCUGCCAAGGCGAUGCUGAAGCAAUAUCCCUCGAGUACCCGUCUAUACAACGCGUACGCCUUGAUUGAAUGGGGUAAUGGGAAUUUGGACGUCGCCCAGAAAGUCCUUGCGUCGGUCACCGGCCAGGGCUUGGUAAGACCACCUGCAGCCUCUCUUUUCUCCGUGGAGGAUGGUAUUAACAUCCUAAUUAAGUCGCCGGGUUCUGCGAGUCAGUUGCUUUGGAACACUUGGGCUUGGAUCGAACUUGAGGCUAGAGAGCAGCAAUCGGCCGUUGCACGCCUUUGUUCGUCCAUCGACGGACGUGGCCUGAGUUUGCCAAUAUCGCCCUCGCUCGUGCUCAAGGCUAGAUCCCAUUUCUCCGGUAGGCAAGACUAUUCGCUGUCCGCUGGGGCUUUUGAAGACGCUCUCGGGUUCGCGAUAAGCCUUACUCUUCUGGACUAUCUGAGCUCUAGCGGGGGAGACGAGCCAGCUUCCGAGGGUCAGGGCAACAUAUCUGCUGCUAUGCUUCGGAUCCAAGCCUUCUCCGACGAACUAUCGUCUCGGGGCUUGAUGCGAUCGUCAGUUCAGGAGCGAUUUUUGCAGUCUGCCGCCAGGCUUAUUUAUUUCCAUGCCAGCCACGGUCCGUUCCGCCCCGUCUUUGUUCGGGAGCAACUCCAGAGAUUCGUCACCCUUUUCCCCCGAAAUACCAUCUUCCUCUCCCUCUUCUCCUGGGCCGAGUCCAGCCUCCGUAUCGACGACCCCGUCCGCGCCAUCCUCCAACAGGUGGUCCUCGCAGAGCCAUACGACUGCGUCGGCAGCCGCGUGUUCGGCAUCCGACACGAGCUCCAGUUCGGCAACGUCCACUCCGCCAGGGCCGCGUUCGAGAGCUCCGUGGGCAGCGAGGCCUGCAGGGGGAACGCGCGGCUGUGGAUAUGUUACACGCGCUUCUGCCGCUGCAGGAAGGAGCUGAGGUCGAGGGCUAAGGAGGUCUUUUAUAGAGCCAUUACUCAUUGCCCUGGGUCGAAGGAGCUGUACAUGGAGGCGUUCACUACCCUGAUAAGGGAUAUGGACUCUUCUGAGCUGAAAUCUGUCUUCAGAGCCAUCACGGCCAAGGGACUGCGCGUCCAUGUGGAUUUAGACGAGUUUAUGCAGAUGUAGUAACAGCAGCUGCCAGGGGGUAUGGCAAUCUGCAUCAACAUGGUUCUUCCUUGCCAUC
Phialemonium atrogriseum is the source of this 3385-nucleotide messenger RNA. RefSeq names its product DUF1740-domain-containing protein. Gene Ontology annotation, molecular function: protein binding. The record is from RefSeq and is a predicted model, not a curated record. The coding region runs from base 82 to 3327 and encodes 1081 amino acids. Gene Ontology annotation, cellular component: catalytic step 2 spliceosome. NCBI's taxonomy places the organism in Eukaryota, Fungi, Ascomycota, Sordariomycetes, Cephalothecales, Cephalothecaceae. Gene Ontology annotation, biological process: negative regulation of RNA catabolic process; regulatory ncRNA-mediated heterochromatin formation. The transcript has 3 exons.